Molecule: messenger RNA, 6162 nt
Organism: Periophthalmus magnuspinnatus
Lineage: Eukaryota; Metazoa; Chordata; Actinopteri; Gobiiformes; Gobiidae
Product: E3 ubiquitin-protein ligase RBBP6-like
Exons: 20
Coding region: 884-5863 (1659 amino acids)
Biological process (GO): ubiquitin-dependent protein catabolic process; mRNA processing; protein ubiquitination
Cellular component (GO): nucleus
Molecular function (GO): zinc ion binding; ubiquitin protein ligase activity; nucleic acid binding
Source: RefSeq, a predicted model, not a curated record
GACGCUCACUUCCGUUUCCGCGCUGCGCCAUUUCGAUGUACAGCGAGGAGAAGAGGAGGCUCACAUCGUGUCCAAGUGGAUUUUGUGGAUUUACAUUGAAGAAACGACGGGAUACUUGCCGCCAAUCGGGCGUUAAUAACAUGGAAUUUAAUCGUGGACGAUGAAGUUCCCUUUUCAUCCCCCAACCGUGGAUUUAUGAGAGAAUUCCCCCAUCUUGUUUGUGUCGUCGUUGGUUUAGCAUUGUCAGGGUAUUAGCCUAGCCGUUAGCUUUUGUUCGGACCGUGUGUCCCCUAAGCUGUGCCUGACUGUUUGUCCUUUGUCGUCUAAGACGCCACAUUGUAUUCGGAUAGACUUUUGUGAUUUGCGUAUUGUUUGGGUUAUGUGCGUUGCGUAUGGACUUUGAAUGAUCGUGCUUGGCUUUACGUAAGAACUGUGUCCAAAGGCGAACAUUUUCGUAUAGACUGUGGAAAGUCCCGGCCUGCUGCUAGCCGCGCCAGUGCUUUAAAGCACGCCGUGUCGGGGCAGUCUGCAGGGACUUUUAUUGCGGACCUUCUACUCGGCGCUACAUUUGUGUUUGCUCCAUGGACGUUUUUGGAUUUGGGCUCUUUCAUACUAUGGGACUGUAAAGACUUUGGGAGCACAGGUGCCUCUGAUGGCGCACCGGCCUCUCACGUCGACCCCUCUCCCUUGUUUUACUAAAGACUCUGUGAGAUUCACCUUUUUACAUUUAGACAUUUCUGUCUAGUGGUUACUAAGAAGGGUUAUAACAUUAAACUAUUUUCCUUUUGUGUUCAGUACUCACCCUGGUUUAUUUUAUUAUCAAAGCAGCCCUGUGUUUCCCUUGUUCUUCCCUGAGUAGGUACAAGUGCGUCACAUCCUCAGAAUGUCGUGUGUUCAUUAUAAAUUCUCUUCCAAACUGGACUACAACACGGUCACCUUCGAUGGGCUUCACAUCACCCUCAGUGAACUCAAGAGGCAGAUUAUGGUCCGUGAGAAGCUCAAGGCCACAGACUGCGACCUGCAGAUCACCAACGCGCAGACGCGAGAAGAAUACACAGAUGAAGAAGCCCACAUACCAAAACAUUCUUCUGUCAUCGUUCGGAGGACUCCUAUUGGUGGAGUAAAGCCAGCUGGCAGGACGUUCAUUGUGGAGCGUUCUGACACAGCAGUGGUUGGAUCAACUAGACCCACGGAUUCUUCUCCUCAAUUGACCCUUGCACAACUUUCCAAGACUGCAAACCUGGUUGACGCAAAUGCAUCAGAAGAAGACAAGAUUAAAGCCAUGAUGACUCAGUCUAAUCAUGAAUAUGACCCAAUACAUUACUCAAAGAAGGCACUUGGGCCUCCACCUGCACAUUACACUUGUUUUCGCUGUGGAAAGACAGGCCACUACAAUCGCCAAUGCCCUAUGAUUUCGGUCCAAGAUAAGAAUGUGGAGCUCCCCAAACCAGUCCGGACCAGUAAAGGCAUUCCUCAGAGCUUCAUGGUCAAGGCAGAACCAGGGGCAAAAGGAGCCAUGCUAACCAGUACUGGGGAAUAUGCAAUACCUGCUAUCGAUGCGGAGGCGUACGCACAAGGCAAGAAAGAGCGACCUCCGUUUGUUCCACAUGAUCAGUCGUCUUCUGAGGAUGAUACAGACCCCAUCCCAGAUGAACUGCUUUGUCCCAUCUGCAACGACCUCAUGACUGAUGCAGUGGUUAUACCCUGCUGUGGAAACAGCUACUGUGAUGACUGUAUCAGAACUGCGCUGCUAGACUCAGAAGAGCAUAUCUGCUACUCUUGCAAGCAGUCUGAUGUUUCUCCUGAUAACCUGAUUGCAAACAAGUUUCUCCGACAGGCUGUGAAUAACUUCAAAAAUGAGACCGGCUACACUAAACGCAUACGCAAGCCAGUGCAGCACUCUGCUCCACCCCCACCUCGUCUUCAGCUGCUCCGGUCUCUGCGCUCCAGACAGCAAGACCCUCUGAUGCCCCAACCACCUGCACAGCCUCCAGUACUGCCCCCUGCGGUCAGUGCUCCAGCGACAGUCCCUGAAACUCCGAGUGCACCCCCUGUGCUUGCUGCUGCUGCUGCUGCUACUGCUACUACAACAGCUACAGCUACAGCUACAGUCACCACAGCUCCCACAUCUGUCCCAACUCCACCACAUGCAUCAUCUACUGAAGCUCCAGAGGCUGUCCAUUCUCCAGCCCCUGUAAUAGAUCACCACUCACCUAUGCACACGCCAAGCCAUGGAGAACCACCUCCUCCUGGGGAGUCAGAGCCGGAUCCAGUCGUGCGAAAACCUGAACCCGCAGGACACCCUGAAAAUGCUGCACAGCAUGAUACUGCCGGCAGCCAUUUAACGGUUAUUGGCCACCCUCCUCCCCCUCACAGGUCUUCACAUCCAUCAGGACACUCAAGGCCCCAACAUCCACACCGAGGAGGAAAUAGAUCAUGGGACAGGUCUUACCGGAGCAGGGAGCAUAACUCUGGCCAUGUCCAAACAGUCCCCCCUCCUGCUCCUGUGGUGCCCGUGUAUGCCCCAGCCCUGUUCCCCCCUCCACCACAGGCCUACCCCCCUCCCUACACCCCUGGGCCUGGUCUGAUUCCUCCCCCUACCCUGGGUUACCAGCCCCCCCCAGUCUAUGUCCCACCCCCUCCGGGCUUAAACCCUGCCUGGUUACCUCCAGGGGCUCAACCUCCUCUAAUGCCCAUGCCACCCUCCCUCCCCCAGCCCCCACUAUCUAAAGAGGAUUUCUACAGACAGCGCCACCAUCGCCAAGACAAAGUUACCUCCAAAUUGGAUGAGUUUACUAAAGACUUCCAUAAAGAGCUUAUGAAGUACAGAGGUGCACCUAAGAGACCCAGACGAUCCUACUCCAGGUCUCGCUCGUACAGCCGGUCUCCUUUCAGUCGCUCACCAUACAGCCGCUCCAGGUCCCGCUCCCGCUCCUUCUCAUACUCUCCCAGCCGCUCGCGGUCACGCUCCCCCUCGCACGGACACUCUUAUUCCAAACGCAACGGGCGCAGCUAUGGACGCUCCAGGUCACGCUCCAGGUCUAGGUCCUAUGGGUACAGACGCUCGGGAUCCCCUCGCACCCCUCCCUCAUACAGAGGCGGGGGCUGGGACACUGCUGAACAUAGUGGGCCUUAUCGAUCACACUCACGCUCUCCGGGGGGCUACAGAGGCCAUAGCCCGGGAGCACGCAAACAUCAUCACAGAGACAUGCCACCCUAUGACAUGAAAGGAGCCAGUCCUGGUGACCACUGGGACAGUCAGAGCUACAGGCAGUGGGAGAAAGACUAUCAUGACUGGUAUGGUAAAUACUAUAAGGAGUACAAGGAGUAUGACGAACAUUCACCGAGGCACCACAGAGGAAGAGGUAGUAGGGACAGAGACAGGGACAGAGAUCGGAUGUCUCCUUUACCUCGAGAUUACUCCCCACAUGCAAAAGUGCGGAAAGGUACACACCAUACCGCCUCAUCCACUACAGGAAUCAAGUCUAGCAAAGUUGUAAAAGUAAAAAAAAUCAAAAGGAAGCGGACGGGGGAGGAAGCUGAAAUGGCUGAUCAGGCUGUUGACAGAGGAGACGCAACACCUGUCCGCGAUGAGCCCAUGGAUGACCUGUCCAUCACUAAAACUACGUCUAUGUCUUCAAAAUCUGCUACUAUCACAACUAAAGCCUCUUCUAAAAGCCCUGCUGUCUCAGGAAAAGCCCCAUCCAGAUCACUAGUAAAAACAGACAAAACCAAAAAAGAGAAGGUCAUUAAGGCUAAAGCCAAAGUCAAACCAGAUGGUACUAAAGUGAAAAAGAAGCCAGGUGAAGGUGUUGUCAAAAAGAAAGAACCAUCAACAACAACAGGAAAAACAUUAAAGGCUAAGCUCAGAACUGACGAUGGUGCUCAUCCACCUACAUCAAAAAAGGACAAGGCAAGAAGUACCAUUUCAAAGCAAGUGCUGUCCAAAACCCCACCUCAGUCUUUACAAGACCAAACUGCAAAUGACAGUUAUCUACAUGAAAGCCAUAGAAUGAGCCACGAUGUUCAUAAUAGAAGAGAGAUGCCCCAAAGAGAAGGUGUGCUCCCAUACCCAAUCCACCACAGACCCCCGUCCCCCAUGGAGAGGGGCAGGAGGGUGGUGGAGGAGAGCCACUCCUUGCUUGGACCACCUCCAGGGAAGCUGAGGCGUAUAGAAGGACCAGGACUGAGCAGAGAGCUUCCCCCGCACUCACAUGUGUCCCAUCAGCCUGCGCUGCAGCGAGUUGUCUCCCCCUCAGAUAGACCUCUGUCUGUCACUGUGAGCCGCGAGUCCACUCGGGAGGAGAGGGAGCGAGGCCAUAGGCCCUUUAUGGACCUCAAGAUUCAAGUGAAUCCCACCCGGAGGAUUAAGUUGAACAGAGAAGUGACGAGAAGAGGUAGCGCUGACGCUCUCCCCUCUGGCCCAGAAAAAAGCACCUUCUCUAGUGUUCCACCAUCAGGAGACAGACACAGCCCAGAGCCCAGCCUGCGGAGAGAGGCAUCUCCUUCAGUUGAAAGAAGACCUGGGUAUGGCAGUGCGGGGGACAUGGGUUCAGAGAGGGGUCGUGACAGAGGACCUGGCCUGGAACGAGACAGAGACCGGGGAUACGUCAGGGACAGGAGCAGACAGAGAGUCACCCAGAGGGAGGCUGAGGAACCACGCCCUACAAGGAGUGAACACAAGAGUGACCAGAAGAUUGACCAAAAGAACUCUGGUGGAGGGAGGUCUGUCUCUUUGGACAAAAUGACCAUUGCAGAGAAGUUGGCCAAGAGACAGUCAGACCAUCAGGAUAAGCCUAAUGCGGUGCACAAGGACAGGGAGCACAAGUCAGACAGGAGUGUUUCCAAGGACAGAACAGACAGAACAGUGUCCUCGGGAGAGAAGCCAGCUGCUGCUCAAAGAGAAGCUAAGGACAGCCAGGAGCCUCCUGCUAAGACUAGACCCAGAAUCAGCCGCAAGGUCCUCACCUUGCACGGCGGGACUUCUUCUAGGUCAUUACAAGAGUCCAAACGCAACACAGAUAGACAACAGAAACAUACAUCAUCCAAACCUGUGGAGCAGCAGCCCUCUGAGGAGCAGCAGGAGCACAGCAUCAGUGCUAGCCCCACAUCUAGCCCAUCCCAAGUGGAAAAGCCCCUCAUCCAACCCCCUCCUCGCUCCAAGUGGGAAGAUGACGAGGAGAGUCAGGACAAUGAACCAAACACUCCCCUUGAACCGUCACCAGAGUCCCAGAGGAGCACAGAAAGGGAGGCCCAACUCAAAGCUCCUAAACCAGCCAAGGCUAAAGAUGACAAGAAGUCAAGACCAAAAAAAGAGGAGGGGAAAGGGCUAAAGAACACUGAGAAAACUGCUAAAUCUAAAGUUGUUAGAGAAGAGGCGAAAGGGGCUAAGGACGAAGCUCGGGUGGUGAGAGAAGAGAGCGCUGUUGAAAACAAACGUGGCGGGUCAGAACCCAGAGCACCGGAGCCCAGAAGACAGCGCUUAUGUUCAGACCUGGCCCGGGAAACUGACGAGGCCGCAUUUGUUCCAGACUACAGCGAGGGGGAGGGGUCUGAAGCAGAGAGGGGGCGGAGCUGCAGUCCCAGCCAAUCCCUCAGCCAGCCCUCAAGAAGCCCCUCCCCAAACAACAAUGAGGACAUCACUGGUGGAGACAAGAAGAAAAAGAAACAUAAAAAGCAAAAGAAACGCAAGAAGCACAAGGAGAAGGAGAAGGAAAAGGAAAAGGACAAGGAGCACAAGCACAAACACAAGAAGAAGAAACGUAAGAAGAGCAAGGACCAGGAAAUGAACGACAAACAGGAGAGAGACCAGGACCAAGAGGAUGAGGAGGAGGCUGAAGCAGUGGCCGAGCAGGGACAAUAAUUAGUCUCUCUACUGUCUAGUCCACAGAAGGGGGAAAACAAAGGUCUGGGUGUCCCGUACUUGUGUUUGAUGAGCACUGCUGGCCUGAUUGGUUCACGUUUUACUGCUCAGUCACAGCUUCCCUCUCUCCCAUCAUUGCAUCAUGUGCAGCAGUUGCUUGUUGAUGAUCAAUGGACAUUAAUUGAUAAUUACCCGUUAUGUGAUGAGAGAACAUCUCAGGGAUUGUGUCAUUUUCAAGGAGAGGUUCUUUUUUUGGUUUUGUUGGAAUUCAUUUGUAAAUAAAGAGAAAUGUUUCUGUU